AUGAGUGGCGAUGGUUCUGUGAAUGUCGAGACGGUUUUACGGGCGAUUGAUGCUCUUUAUUUGAAUCCCGACACUUCUUUCAAAGAGCAGGCAUCAAAAUGGCUGAGCGAGUUUCAGAAAUCAUUGUACGCAUGGGAGAUUUCAGAUCAACUAUUGUAUAUGAACCGCGAUUUGAAUUCUUGCUAUUUCGGCGCACAAACCAUAAGGAUUAAAAUACAGUGUUACUUCACAGAGCUACCUACAAGCUCUCACGAGGGUUUGAAAAAUUCGCUACUAGAACACGUGAAAAAGCUCAAUGCUGAGACAAGUGUGCCAAUAGCUAACCAGCUUUGUCUGGCCGUCGCUGAUUUGUUUUGCCACAUGGUACAGUGGCAAAAUGGCAUCAAGGACAUUAUCGAAAAGCUUUCUGGAUGUGAUGCUUCAUCGGGGUAUUUAAUAGAUAUACUGAAGUUUAUUCCAGAGGAGAUGACGAGCAGUACGCUAAGAUUGGGUUCUAAUCGUCGACAUUCCCUUAUGGCUCAGCUUGAAACGAACAAACGACAAGUUAUCGAGCUUUUGUCACUCAGAGCAAAGACACCUGAAAUGCCAAUGCUAACGCGGAUUUUCAACUGCUUAGCCAGUUGGUGGGACAACACCGGAGUUAUGACCGAGCAGGAUGCUCCUGUUUCUCCACUUUUGGAGACGGUCUUCUGUAUACUUCGAAAUCCGGCUUCUACCCCAGAACAGGCUUAUGAUGCAGCUACGCAGUGGGUUCUAGCACUGCUUUAUCAGUGCAGAAGUUUCAAUGGUACGUCAGGUGGCCUUUUGACCUGGUUGCAAAGAAACAUAUACGAUUUACUCAAAGUCCUUCAAGAUUGUGCCACUGCUGUUGCGUCCGCUUCCAACCAAACUCUACAACAGGAACAGCUGGAUUUGUACAAAGACCGUUGCACCUGUCUGGCUCAUAUUUUCGCUUCCCUUGCCCGAACUCUCCGCCCCGCCUUAGUCCGUCAACCUUCAUCCGCUGGUUCUGGUGCCCCAGGAGAUCUGCGGACCUUGGACUGCCUUCUUGGAGUCCUUGAACUCGUACCUCCAUUAGGUAGCCGAGAGUUGUCAGCAAUCACGUUUCACGCCCUUCAUUCAUUGGCUGAUGACGCAAUUCGCCAUCGUUCACUGGCUGCCAGUUCUGCACAGUCUAGUAUGGACAGUUCCGCGGGGAACAAUUCGGCGAACUCUGGUGGGCUUCGACCAAUCGCUGCUUUGGUACCGUAUUUCACUCGUGUGGUUGUCGCACUAACACGUUUCUGUCCAAACAAUACGGCUGAUUUGGAGAGCACGGAUGAACUGCGUGACUUCCGUGACGAUGUCCACGAUUUGAUGCAGGACAUCCUUGGGCUUGUCGGAGCGGAAACGAUCUUCGUUGAGUUAUACAAUCAUGUUCAACAGCUGCAAAUGCUUGCAGUUUCCAGUAACGCCCAAGUGACUGCAUUGGAAGUUCUUCACGAAGCCGAAGCCUGUUUGUUCAUGAUGACUACUGUGGCCAAGCGUCUUUCUCCGCAUGACCCUGAAGGUUAUUUGUCAAACUUGAUUUCCGGUCUGGUUCUGCCGGGACUGUCGGCAGCCUGUCCCUUUCCUCUGCAAGAGGUUGGAUGCAUACUCUACAUGGAACUAUCUCACUGGGCUGCAUGUCAUCCACAGCUCCGGCGCCAAAUUGUUGCACAACUGAUUGGAAUAGUGGAAAAGGCAGCCGGCGUGGAAGCACCGAAUUUACAGCCUGGACAAAAGCUUGCCGUCAGUGCUGCCCUGUCAGCUUUGGGCAGCCUUGCUUCUGUCUACCGUGCGACGCCGUCCGGUGGUCCCAACGGCUUGACCUCUCCUGGUUCCGAGUCCCUUCGGACAGGUCUGUUGGACGACCACUGGCAAGAUUUGGUCCAGCGCGUAGCCUACAACCUUCCUCGGCUGGCUUGGGUUCCUGUUUACGAUGCGACAAACUUCUUUUCAGGUAUUGGCCGAGGAAUGAUAUCCUCAAUCGGGUCAGGUGGAGGUGGUGUUGAUUUUGACCCCAAUUCUUCCAGACAAGCCUUUCCCUCUCGCCUGGCACAGAUAUGCGGUGUCAGCCUUGAGUGUUUGGACAAACUGAUGACAGAGAACAUUGCCAUCACCGGGACUGACACAACAACCGAUCCUCGCGUAUGGUUAGAUUACCUGGCAGCUCUGUUUCGUACAUUCGGAUGUUUUCUGCGUCGGUUGGAUGAUGGAGGCAAACAGCAGUUGGGUACGGGCACCCAAAGUAUCGGGAUCAGAGAAGCUGGCAGUUUGGCACAGUCUGCACAGACUUGUUUGUCUGAAAGUUUACGACUGGUCCGUGAGGUUAUCUGGCCGGUGGUCGCUCGUGUACUAACGUUCUAUUCUAGCCGGGCGCGUCAUAUGGAACACACCUGCCGGUUGAUUCGUUUCAUCGUGCGCUGUUUCUCUGUGCACCUGAGGGACUUGCUCCCGGAAAUUGCCGAAAAGAUCGUAGUAGCCUAUCGCACAGGGGGUCAACACUCCAGUUUCCUAUAUCUGGCAAGCGUGCUGGUGGAUGAGUUUGGAGAACAACCAGAUUGUCGGUUCGGACUGGUUCGUGUUUAUGAAGCUCUUGGCGGGCCAACCCUGAAAAUGCUUGAUGGGCCAGCCCUCUCCCAAAACCCCCACACCGUCGAAGAUUUGUAUCGCCUUUGUACCCGGCUAGUUCAACGAUGUCCAGUGGCGUUUCUCACAAGUGAAGAGGUCGACUUCAAUGAAUUGUGCAAUGUGGCUGUGCGUUCUUUGGGUUUGUACUGUACGGGGCCUGGAGCAAAUGACGAUAUAACCGACACGCCGUCUUCGAACGGGGACUCUCAGAAUAAUAAUUCAUCGUCCAGUGCCUCUGCCGCCGCAGCUCGAUUCUUGAUUGACUUGCUGAGUUUCACAGGGCAGGCAUCUGAAGUUACCCCAACGCAAGUUGCACAGAUUAUAUCUUCUGGUGGUCAGUUGGCCACUCCAUCCUGUCCCUCAGCAAUGGCUGCUCAACGUGUCCUUGUCUGGCUAAUCCAGCCAGUGGCCGCCAACGGUCCUGAAAUGAUCCAGUGUGGUGGCCAACGUCUCGUAUCUGCUGUUAUUCAAGCCUGUUGUCUAGGGAUAUCCGAGGAGCGGUUUCCCGAAAUGGCUGACAUACUACACCAACUGAACGUGAUGACCAAAAAUGAGCUGUUCCUUACCUGGCUCAACACAGCUGUCACCAGCCUACCCAUCCUCCGCGCAGACGGAUUAGUACAUGCAACGAUGGACCAGAUUAACGACUUCAAGGAAUCCAUAAUGAAAUCGUCAAGAAGUUCCACCAUCCUACAGGCACUCUCUGUAUUCGCCGUCCUAUUCCGAUGAGUCAACCCUUGUAAAGAUCCCCUUGCCCAAUUUCUCCUUAGUAACGUACAGUCUCGGUUCACCAUGCACACCUCAUUCAUUAACGGGAUGCUUGCUUAGAGACAAAUGCUGCAUUUGAUUAACAUCACUGGCAAUUGUUGAUCUCGUACCAAGUUGCUGCUGGCCUGUCUUUACACGUCUUCGUCUCACCAGUGUAAAGCUCCCUACUCUGAUCCUCAUCGAACGUCAUUUUACCGACAGAUGUCACUGUAUUUUUCACCGACAGUUAAGUAGAAUGUUUUUG
This is a messenger RNA of Opisthorchis viverrini, 3664 nucleotides long. RefSeq lists its product as hypothetical. Gene Ontology annotation, cellular component: cytoplasm; nuclear membrane. The record is from RefSeq and is a predicted model, not a curated record. Lineage: Eukaryota; Metazoa; Platyhelminthes; Trematoda; Opisthorchiida; Opisthorchiidae. Bases 1 to 3381 code for a protein of 1126 amino acids. The transcript is spliced from 16 exons. Gene Ontology annotation, biological process: protein import into nucleus.